AUGUCCCUCCCACCAAACAUCCACGUCUCCACCCACCCCUGCCUUCAGGCUAAGCUCUCCCAGCUCCGCUCCGCAAGCACUAGUCCCCGUGAAACAAGGGCCCUCAUCCAUGAUAUUUCGUCGAUAUUAGGUGUUGAAGCUUUUGCAAAGGGACUUACGGUUACGAAGACGGGGAUGGAUCGUACUCCACUCGGCGCAGAGUAUGAAACGCAGGGAAUCGAUCCAGCCGAUGUGGCCCUGGUACCGAUUCUGAGAUCCGGGUUGGGAAUGGUUGAGGCUCUAAACUCCCUCCUCCCAACCCCCGUCCCAAUCUACCACCUAGGCCUAUUCCGGGAAAAAAUCACCCUACAGCCUGUAGAAUACUAUAACAACCUCCCCUUCCACCGAAACGAACUCUCAGCACAAAGUCCCGCGCUUCUAGAUCCAUCUGCCGCAACGACGAAUACAGCCGCGGCGACACUGGCCGUGCUGCUUGACCCUAUUAUUGCGACGGGGGCGACGGCUGCGGCGGCUAUUCAGCUGUUACGGGAGUGGGGGGUGCAGAGGGUUAUUAUGUUGAGUGUGCUUGCUUCUGAGGAGGGGGUUAGGAGGGCUGCUGGGACUUGGGAGGGGGUUGAGGUUUGGGUUGGGGGGGUUGAUGGGGUUGUCAAUGAAAAGGGUAUGAUUUUGCCUGGGGUUGGGGAUAUUGGGGAUAGAUUGUUUGUUGCUAUUGGGAAGUAG
Penicillium odoratum is the source of this 720-nucleotide messenger RNA. RefSeq names its product uracil phosphoribosyltransferase. The transcript has 3 exons. Bases 1 to 720 code for a protein of 239 amino acids. The record is from RefSeq and is a predicted model, not a curated record. NCBI's taxonomy places the organism in Eukaryota, Fungi, Ascomycota, Eurotiomycetes, Eurotiales, Aspergillaceae.